CCACUGAUUUCAUUUUAAUCGCGUUCAUUCAGCAGAGAGAUGAAAAAGAUUAUCAUGAGGAGGGAUCAGUGUGUUUGAUUUCCCUCUUCCACCGCAGACAGGGCUGGGGAUGGAAUAAUUCUGUCUCCCGAGCACGAAAAACUGGCAAACGCCAGGCCUGAAGGCCACACACUGAACAAUGAGAAGAAACCAAACAAUUGAAGGGCAGCUUUCUCCAGCUGCUUCUCCCAUGCAGCUCGGGAUUCCUGGGCGAGGAGAGCGCAGAACUGGAGGUCUCCACUGGACAGAACCAGGAAUGCUUCCUGCGCGCCGCACAAACCUCCUUUUGUUCGCCACCUCCGGCAGGAAGCUCCAGGGAACAGCCCCAGGAGACGCGGGCACAGCUGGGCACCCAAUCCCCAGGGGCGCUGCGGGAACAAAGGCCGGGUUUCAGCGCCCCGAGGCAGAAUUCCCGGCCGGCACCCUGCGAGCUCCCGCUCCCGGGACGGCCUCUCCGGGAGCCGCUCCCGCCCCGCCCCGCAUCGGCGCUCGGCUGCGCGGGCCUCGCUCGCUGCGCUCGGCGCUCGGCCGGGGGCGGGGCGCCCCGCGCCCCCGCCGCUUCCCCCGCCGCGGCCCCGCCGGCCAUGUCGCGGGGCUCCCGCCUGGCGCUGGCCGUCUCCGCGCUGCUCUCCGCCGCCGUCGUGGCGGCCGUGCACAUCCAGCAGCGCCGGGAGCUGGAGAGGCUGCGAAGCGGCGUUGUCAGAGAUCUUGAGCGGCAGAGGCAGAAAAAGGAGAACGUUCGCCUGUUAGAAGAGCAGAUUGCUCUGACAAAGCAGCUCACUGAAGAGAGAGACAAGGCGCUGAUGGAAAAACGCUCCCAGCAGUCCUAGGCUCGGCCUGCCUCCUUAGGGGUUUGAUUAAAGACG
Passer montanus (Eurasian tree sparrow) is the source of this 905-nucleotide messenger RNA. RefSeq names its product protein PET117 homolog, mitochondrial. NCBI's taxonomy places the organism in Eukaryota, Metazoa, Chordata, Aves, Passeriformes, Passeridae. The record is from RefSeq and is a predicted model, not a curated record. Gene Ontology annotation, cellular component: mitochondrion. The transcript has 2 exons. The coding region runs from base 624 to 869 and encodes 81 amino acids. Gene Ontology annotation, biological process: mitochondrial respiratory chain complex IV assembly.